Lachancea meyersii CBS 8951 is the source of this 507-nucleotide messenger RNA. NCBI's taxonomy places the organism in Eukaryota, Fungi, Ascomycota, Saccharomycetes, Saccharomycetales, Saccharomycetaceae. The record is from the annotation of a GenBank genome assembly.
CACGACGAGGAAACACACGUCGUUGUGUUUUUGGAAAAGGCACUCCAGGCGGCACGAGUAAGUCACGUUGCUGCAUGCACCUAUAAGUUUCCCAACACGAACCCUCAGGAGUUUGUGGUCUUAGCUGCUACCUUUGAGGGCGUGGGAGCGUCGGGGUACCUGGGUGCAGCUCUUUUGGUGAGGUCGAAGACUUACUUGGCGGCAGCUGCUUCCAUUCUAGUGACAGAGGCAAUUCACCAAAGUGCACUCCGUAACGCUGCUGGCGAGGUGCCUAUGGCCAACCCAUUUGGAACACCUUUGGGCAUUAAUGCGGUGUACUCCAUAGCAUCUGCAUUCAUUGGGUCCUGUACUUCGUCAAACGCUCCUUUGCCUGUCAAAGCUUGUCCCGGCCUGUCAAAGCUUAUUCCGGCCUCACUGUCACGCAGGGCAUGCCAGUCGCUGAGAACAUUUCAGUCAUUUUCUGUUGCCGGUCAACUUGCAUUGUGGUACCCUGUUUAUUACACUUGA